UCUGCUCACCACUUGCUGCCUUUACCCUUCUUAUCCUGUUACGGGACAGGAAAAGCGUUGUGCCUGCCCCUACCUGUUGGCAAAAAGCAAUGCCUGAAGAGAGUGCUUUACUAGAUCCUGACUGAGCUCCGGAUUGUGUUUGCUACAAGAACAGAGCUGGGGUGGAUGAAAAACUGGGGAUUAAAAUUAAAGGGUAACAUGAACCAUGGAGCUGAGGUGAAUUCUCGAAACUCCAGCAAGAACAAAGGGUAUAAGAUGUCGGCGCUGCAGAAACUGGAGAGUCUGGCAGGACGGAUCUUUUACUGGGGGCCGCGAAGUGAUGCAGGGGCACCCGAUUGCGGAGAGGCUGCCCAUGAAUCGGAGCACACUGCAGUCUGGAAUGAACAGAUGAAGGAGUUUCUUGCCAAAGCCAAAGAAGAGUUCCUCAAGAAAUGGGAGAACCCAGCUCAGAACACGGCCAGCCUGGAUCAGUUCGACCGGCUCAAGACCCUAGGUACAGGCUCGUUUGGGCGGGUGAUGCUCGUGAAGCACAAGGAGACUGGGAAUUACUUUGCCAUGAAAAUCCUUGACAAGCAGAAAGUUGUUAAGCUGAAGCAGAUUGAGCAUACCCUCAAUGAGAAGCGCAUACUCCAGGCUGUGAAUUUCCCAUUCCUUGUCAGGCUAGAGUAUUCUUUCAAGGAUAACUCGAAUCUGUACAUGGUGAUGGAAUACAUCCCAGGUGGUGAGAUGUUCUCCCACCUACGACGGAUUGGCAGGUUCAGUGAACCUCAUGCCCGGUUCUACGCCGCUCAGAUUGUACUGACUUUUGAGUACCUGCACUCACUAGAUCUCAUCUACCGCGACUUGAAGCCUGAGAAUCUCCUCAUUGACCAGCAGGGCUACAUUGAGGUGACAGAUUUUGGCUUUGCCAAGCGAGUGAAAGGCCGAACAUGGACCCUCUGUGGGACUCCAGAAUAUCUGGCUCCUGAAAUAAUUCUGAGCAAGGGAUAUAACAAAGCUGUGGACUGGUGGGCCCUGGGUGUCCUCAUCUAUGAAAUGGCAGCUGGCUAUCCCCCAUUCUUCGCAGACCAGCCCAUUCAAAUCUAUGAGAAAAUUGUCUCCGGGAAGGUUCGUUUCCCAUCUCACUUCAGCUCAGACCUGAAGGAUCUCUUGCGUAACUUGCUCCAGGUAGACCUCACCAAACGCUUUGGCAACCUCAAAAAUGGAGUCAAUGACAUCAAGAACCACAAGUGGUUUGCUACCACUGAUUGGAUUGCUAUCUACCAACGGAAGGUGGAAGCUCCCUUUAUACCAAAGUGCAAAGGCCCCGGCGACACAAGCAACUUUGAUGACUACGAAGAAGAGGAGAUCCGGGUGUCCAUCACUGAAAAGUGCGCCAAGGAGUUUUCAGAAUUUUAGGGCCAGCCCCCCCCCCCCCCCCGCUUUGUGUGCCCAUGAAAGGAAGGGCUGGAUUUGAUCAGUCCCAAGGGCCAGAGUUCCUUGCCUAUAGGUUAAUUUUGGGAGGUGGGAGAGUGUUGGGGUUCACCUGGAUCAGUUUGGGCAGAAGAGAGAAGGGGGAGUUCAUUUUGAAGCUGUGGAAAAGGCAGUAUUCUGAGUGCCAUCUAUCCAGCUCCCACCGCAAGCUACAAGGUGGCUCCCAGCCACUCUCAGGCAGGUUUUAAACAAAUUCCCUUCCUCCUCACACUGACUCCAACCCAUACACAAAUCCUAAUCGGACAGUCUUCUCCUGGUUUAUUGGUGGCUUUUUCUUUUUCCUUUUUGUCUUUUUCGUCUUUUUUUUUUUUUAGGGGAAAGGGGAUAUUUUGCAAUUCAUCACCACCUAUAAAAGUUUGGUUUAUGGGGCAUUGCAAAAGAUUCUGGAAGUGGGGAGGGUAUGAAUUAAACACAUCCACACAGCACUUUGGUGUUUAGACCAGCACUGAAUGGGUUAAUGGCCCAACUUUCUCACCUCCCCUGUGGGACAACCCCUGUACUUUUAUCAAUAUUUCCCCUGGCUCCUUUUAUUAACUUUAAAGAAAACGUUUAAAGAAAUAGUUGACUGGCUUUAAAAAAAAAAAGGUUUUUAACAGUCUAGGUGGGACAGUGCUUUUAUAUGCUCUGUUUCCAGCACAGUUAAAUUCAGCGGAAUUUUAACUCUGUACAAACAGCUGAGUUUUAGCAUGAAUAAUUUGUUUUUGGUCUUUUUUUUUUUUUGGGUGGAUAGAAAGACACUUUAUUUCCAAUCUUUGUCCCCUGUUUUUGGGAAAGUGGGAGGCAAUAAUUCUUACACCUGCAGGAGGGGGGCAGUGACUGGUUGCCAGCUGGAGCAAGAGUAGUAAGAGAAAGAAUCCUGUCUGAAUUUGUCUGUCUUAAAUGUGCACACACCCUUUCUCUUGCGCCUCACCUUCCCCAGACCCGCCAUACCCCACCCCACUCCCAGGCAUUCAGAAUGCCUCUUAAGCUCAGCUUCACUGCUUCAGACAACCUGAGUGGAGGAGAAGCAAGCAGGUUCUAGUCCACCCUGUGAAACAUCAGAAUCUAGACAGUUGCCACUGUUCAGAGGGGUUCAUUCCUCUUGGUAAUAACUGUCGGGAAGGGGCAAAGUAUGUAUAGAAUUGAGAGCUGCUGGUGAGGUCCACUGACUGCAUCGGAUGCCACCAGCCCCAGCCCAAACUUCCAACUUCUGCUUUGCUGAUCCAAGGGUGUUUUCAGUCCAUGGGUGAAAACUCCAUUUCUCCAAUCCUGAAGGGCUCCACCCACCUGCUCUGUAUAUGUGUGAAAAUGACAAGAGGUGGGUAGCUAUCUAACCCUGAUGUAAAGGAGUUGAAGUUUGAAAACAGAAGUUCUGGACAGACUUGGGCAAGGUGGUGCAGUGCUGACAACGGAGAAAACCAUUUUAAUCUGCAGUUCCAGUGGGAAAUGAGAGGUGGCACUUGUCUUUUUUUCUGAGACAUGGAUGCAGAGGGAGCUGUGGCUCAAAAGGGUGUGGAGGGGAGGGCAGCUUGUUUUCCUCCCUGAAAUUGUUCUGGCUCUUCCCCUCUCCUUUCCAGUGCAAUGCCUCUUUGUGUUCUGUCUUCACCUACCCCACUCCAAACACACACUUUCUAUAUGCGCCAGUUUAGUUUCUUCUGUUCUCUUUCCAUGACUGGGGAGCAGAGCAGGCUUCUUUAGACUGAUAGACGAAUUAUAUAACACAUUCAGAAGCGCUGUCAGGAGCAGACAAGCUUUGCUUGUUGCUCCAACUCCUCAUCAUUCUCUUCCCACCAAGAAGCUCAUCAGCCCCCUCUGUGUUGGGUUGGGGAGAGGGGGAGUUAAGUACCCACCCACUCCCUGCCUUGGGGCAGGGGGAACACUUCUAUGUAAUCCAACAAGACUUGUUUCACUGAGAAAACAACCCUACUUCCUCUUUAACAGUGUGCUUUGUUGUAAACAUAUUUGAAACUAUUACCAAUAAAGUUUUGUUUAAAAAAAAUUGAAA
This is a messenger RNA of Varanus komodoensis (Komodo dragon), 3457 nucleotides long. It is a transcript of the gene PRKACA, whose product is annotated as protein kinase cAMP-activated catalytic subunit alpha. Gene Ontology annotation, biological process: peptidyl-serine phosphorylation. NCBI's taxonomy places the organism in Eukaryota, Metazoa, Chordata, Lepidosauria, Squamata, Varanidae. Gene Ontology annotation, molecular function: cAMP-dependent protein kinase activity; ATP binding; protein kinase A regulatory subunit binding. The transcript is spliced from 10 exons. The record is from RefSeq and is a predicted model, not a curated record. The coding region runs from base 166 to 1398 and encodes 410 amino acids. Gene Ontology annotation, cellular component: cAMP-dependent protein kinase complex; nucleus.